Molecule: messenger RNA, 1395 nt
Organism: Cryptomeria japonica (Japanese cedar)
Lineage: Eukaryota; Viridiplantae; Streptophyta; Pinopsida; Cupressales; Cupressaceae
Product: cytochrome P450 86B1-like
Exons: 1
Coding region: 1-1395 (464 amino acids)
Molecular function (GO): iron ion binding; oxidoreductase activity, acting on paired donors, with incorporation or reduction of molecular oxygen; monooxygenase activity
Source: RefSeq, a predicted model, not a curated record
AUGGAUAACAUUGUUGGGAUAAUCCUUGCAGCUACUGUGCUAGCACUAACCGUUCUCGUGUGCCGUCUCAGCAGAUCAGAUAAAAAUGGCGGCGCACCUGUAAACUGGCCUGUGCUGGGCAUGCUGCCUUCACUGCUAUGGAAUCUCUGCAACUUCUACGAAUGGGUAACCCCAAUAGUCAAUAGAAAUGGUGGAACUAUAAAAUUUAGCUCUGGUUUUUGCCCCACAAGUACUCAGAUCAUCACGAGCAACCCACUAAAUUUAGAGUACAUUCUAGUGAAGUCUCAGAGCCUGCCAUGUUUUGUAAAAGAUGAAGCAUCACUGGAGCACCAGAAGCAGGCCAUUGCCUCAACAUCAAGCAGAAGCAGAUUCGACAUAAAUUUGAUGCAAAAACUAGCUGAACAAAAAGUUAUAUCAGCUCUGGAUGAGGCCUGUAAAAGAGAUACUGCCCUGGAUCUUCAAGAUUUAUUGCUUAGAUUUGGUGUAGAUUAUGCAUGUCUGGUUGUUUUAGGGAAUGAAAAGUUGGGUUCUUUAGUUUCUGAGUUUUCCAAAGCCUAUGAGGAAGCCAUGGAAACAUGGGCUUAUAGCUUCAUGAUUUCUACUAAAUAUUACAGUCAGAAGUACAUGACAGCCCUCAAACUGUCACAACAAUCUGCAUCAAAAAUAAUGGUGGAAUGCAGAGAAAUACAAGAUAUGGGUAUCAAAGAUCAGAGGCAAGGUUUUAUUUUUCCUGGUUUUACUGGGUCAUUGCAGGAUUUAUUAAUAAGUACAGUUGUGGGUUGCAGGGUUAUCUGUGCAUCUGCAAUGUGUUGGUUUUUCUGGCUUGUGAGCAAACACCCAGAAGUAGAAGAUGAAAUCAUGUUAGAACUCUCUGAACUUUUGCAGAAUGAUAAUGGUGAUGAUACAAGUGAUAAGGCUGACUUUUUUCCUGUGGAUAAAUUGAAUGGCAUGCAGUAUUUAGAGGCGGCAUUGUGUGAAACCCUGAGGCUUUAUCCACCUUUUCCUCUUGGUCAUAUGAGGGCUAUGGAAGACAUGGUUCUUCCAGAUGGUACCUCUGUGCAAAAGGGGUGUGGAAUUUUAUAUUUGAUAUAUGGUGCUAACAGGAUGGAGAAUGUAUGGGGAAAAGAUGCCUCAGAGUUCAAACCAGAGAGGUGGAUUCAAGAUGGGAUUUGUGUGAAAGAAUUGGAUUUUUGUAAGUAUCCUGUCUUCGGUGCAGGGCCUCUGGGAGCUUGUCUUGAUAUGGCCAAAUGCCUGGCUGCCAAUAUCCUUGUGCGUUACCAUGUGACCGUGGAGGAGGAGUUCCCUGUUGAGGCUAAGUUGGGAAUGAGUCUGACCAUGAAGUAUAGACUUGAGGUCUCCUUGAAUAGCAGAGAAGAUGAGCUUCAAUAUGCCUAA